Ooceraea biroi (clonal raider ant) is the source of this 8001-nucleotide messenger RNA. RefSeq names its product 60 kDa SS-A/Ro ribonucleoprotein. Lineage: Eukaryota; Metazoa; Arthropoda; Insecta; Hymenoptera; Formicidae. Gene Ontology annotation, molecular function: RNA binding. Gene Ontology annotation, cellular component: ribonucleoprotein complex. The record is from RefSeq and is a predicted model, not a curated record.
UAUGUAGUGUGCCAGUGUGCUCCCGCACGUCGUCUGACGUUGUUGUGGAUGUCAUCUUUAUUUCUCUCGUGCAUGACUGCUCCUGACAUCGGUCUACAUUGACGCAAAGCUCAUUGUUAUCAGAAAAUGGCACAGCCUAUUACUGGCCAUGUUCCUGAGCCAACCAUGAACAUGAACAGACCUAACAAUAAUGGACAUGACAGCUACGAAAUGACCGAUGCUGAGCUUGCAGGCAUUGAGCCUACAAUAAAUGAUGGACCUGAGGCACGUUUAUCACGAUUUUUAUAUGUUGGAAAAGAAUACCCGGAUUAUCAACCUGGAUAUUGGUUUGUGCACAAUUAUUUCAUUGUCAAAAAUGUACCGUCUAUAGAAGAACUAGCUGCAACUCCAGGGAAGGAAUUGGUACCGAUUCUAUUGAUCACAAAAGCAUUUGAAAGUAAUCUUGUCCCUCACCCAGAGACUUUGGUGUUCGCCCUCGCUGUUUGCGGCAGACAAACCAUAAGCGAGAAAUUACGUCACGAAGCAUUCGCCAGUGUACAAAAGAUCUGUACAACAACGGAGCAAUUUAUUUUGUUUGUUAGAUUUACCUCAAAACUUAAGAGAGAAAAUGAAUUGUGUUACUUAACAUUUGGAUGGGGCAAUGGUAUGAAAAAGGCCGUUAACAAUUGGUACUUGUCUAAGGAGCCAUUGGCCUUGGCAAAAUGCGUUACGAAAUAUAGAAGUAGAUAUGGUUGGAAGCACAAAGAUAUCAUCAAGCUAUGUCAUACUGUGGGCGAUACUCCAGAGAAGGCAGUAAUAUUGAGAUACAUAGUAAAAGGUCUGAGUGAAGCCAAACAAUUUGCAUCUGAACUAGCCGAGAAUACCACUGUUGAGAUUGUAAUGAAAUAUAUAGAAAAUAUUGAGCUCUUCAAACACUGCGAGGAGGAGACUUCCGCUGCUGCUUUAUUACAAGAACUUGGGUUGUCAUUGGAACAUGUACCUGGACACUUGUUAAAAUGCAAGAAGAUUUGGAUCGAAUUGAUAUCGAUGAUGGACAUGGUUAUGCUUCUGAAUAACUUGCAAAGAAUUAACAAUCUCCGCCUGCUGAAGCCGAAUGUAGCAGCGGAAAAAGUAAUAGAGCUGCUGCGUAAUGAAGAACUUAUAGCACGCGACAAGGUUCACCCGGUGGAGAUUCUCAUCGCUCUCAUAAAUUACCAGAACUGCGGAAAACCUUUAUCCUUUGAGAAACGAAGGAUUCGGGAAGCAGCCAAAAAGCCCCACCAAUUGCCGUUCGAGCCAAACCAGGACGUGAUCUCUGCUCUAAACACGGCGUUCUACGCAUCAUUCUCUCACCUGCAACGCACGGAUCUGCGUUACUUGGUGACAAUCAGUUCGAACAAAAAGACGGUAGAAGGACGCGCUUGGCAGUGCGGUAACAUGCGGGGCGUUGAGGUAGGUUGUUUCAUCGCGAUGACGCUUGUACGCCAGGAGAGCGACGUCACCGUAGCGACGUUCAAAGACAACGAAAUUCACGUGGUCGACGUCGGCAACGAGGAAACUUAUGAGCAAGUUGUGAGGAAAUUACGAGAAAUUUCCACUGCGAAUAUUAAACUCAGCAAGCCGCUGUUGUGGGCUAUGAAAAUGAAGAAAGAGUACGACGUUUUUAUCAACAUAGUAGAUCAGGUGUACGAAAAACAUGACAGAUCUCAGGAAAGCUUAUCAUUGUACAGAAAUAUGAUGCAACUUCCGGACGCAAAACUGAUCAAUUGUGCCGUAUGCUCUUCCGCGACGUAUCGUAAAACACAGUACGACAAGAAUGUCCUGAUAAUCAACGGUUUUGAUGCUACUGUACCUAAACUCAUCCAAGCGUUCGUCCAGUCUUUAUUUUAAAUAGGAAUGGAAAUUACAAUUUUAUUGGUGAAAUUUCCUGAAACAUCAAGAAACUUCAAGAGCUCUCGGUUGAAUUGCUUUUUUUCUCUUCAAGCGAUUAUCUCGACGUGAAGAUGAAACAGCGUGUGGCAACUUUCGAAGCUAAUAGCGAGGUUACAGAUUUUCCCUCCAAAAUCGAGUUCGAUCGACGAGUAAACGAUGAGCCGGGUGUAAGUGAAGGCGGUAUGGAGAGUCGUAGGGAGGAAGAUUCUUUCGCAGAUUACUUAAAAUAGUGCCGAAAUUUUUAGUAUGUAAACUCUCUUUUUACCAAUUCCAAAUGUUCGACUUGUUCGCAUAUCCAUGACUGAGUCAAAUUAUUUAAUUUCGCUAUAUAUAUGUUAAUUUGUUUAAGAUUUAACAGUACAUUUAGAACUGCAGUAUAUAAGUGAUCGGAGAUUGCUGUCGAGAAUGUAAUGAAAGCGAUCAUGUGUUAUUAUCAACCUGUAUCAGUGACACAGUAAGGUAUUCCAAAUCUUACGCACGAUUUGUUAACAGCAAAUUCCUGAAUUUAUUUAGAGAAACAAAAUCUUAAUAUGGAAAUAUCAAGAUUAAUAUAAUAUUGUAUUAAAUGUUUUAAAUCGAUUUUUGAAAGAAAUAUUUUAAAAUUAAAACCCGCUCUUGUAAAAUUUGCGAACUCAGGCACGUUACAUUGCACAAUAAUAAAGAUUGCUUUUGGAUCGUUCUAAAGCAAUUUAUUGAUUAAUUGUGCAGAGUACUAUAUAUAAUGUCGUUUUCUAAAAAUUAUUGUAAUCUCGAUAUUGUCUGGAGUUUUGCCUCCGAAUAAUUUCAAGAACUUAGUAUUAAUUGCGCGAGAUUUGGAGUACCACGUAUAUAUUUUCUAAAUUUCUAUUAGUUUUAGAAAAAAGCUGUAUAGCAUUUUUAUUAUGUUUUUUUUUAAUUGGCAUAUCGAAAAUCAGGUAUGUUUUUAUUCCAAGUUGGAGUUUUAACACUAUUUAUAUUUCAGAUUUAUUUAUAAUUCAGAAUUUAAUCAAGAUUAAAAUAAUUCAGAUUUUAUUUUGAUUAAUAAAAAUUUUGAUGCGCAUAUUGCAUCAAUCCGGUGAUGUAAGCAAUAUAUAGAUUAAUUCACGGACCAUUUUUUAAUUAAACUAUUGCACAUGAAACUUCUUUAUAUUAACUUUUGAACAAUCGUGUAAAUAUUUAAACAACAAAAUUUCUUUUAUUUUUUAUAAGUAUUUUUUAUAGAAAAAUUUACAAGUUUUCUUAUUUAUUAAAUAAGUUUGAAACUUAUUAUAGUUUGUUGAAGAUCCAAAAGUUAUUAUAGUUGAAAAUAUUAUAUCUAUACGUAUAUUAGUUAACAUUUUUUCCAUAUUGUCAUUUAUUGCAUUUAAAGUGAGAUUUUCAUCAUACAAUUAUCUGAAGCAGUUACAUCUGAUGCUGAAAAAAUGGUUUUGCCAUUUGCGGAAAUUUAAUAAAAAAACUCCGAUGUUUCAUGUGCAAUUGCGUAAUAAUCUUGAUUUUGAAACUAGAGAAAAAGAAAAGUACAAUUCAAUAGUUCUAUGUUUCGAUAGUUCAUUAUCUGAGAUACACUACGCAGCGAAAAAUUAGAAUAAGACUGCAUAGCGGAUACGUCGGAUAAGCGUAUCUCAAGUAAACGUAUGGUGCAUUUUUUGACUAAUGAUAAAGAGAAAAUCUUACUCUAAUACAAAUUUAUAUUGCUUGCUUGUUUCUCCUGGUUAGCGGUGAUGCUUUUUCGUAAUAACGUAUAGAUAACGUGAUCUUAUUAAAAAGUGACACGCUUCUGGGACCGGUGCGCUUCUGGACGGUUAAAUAAUAAUCUAAAAUAAGCAAAAACGAAAAAAAAAAAGAAAGGAAAGCGGAAGACGGUGAACAUAGAAACGUUGAAAAUUCUCCCACUGUGAUAUGCAUUUAGCCCCAAAGAGUUAUAGACUUACAUUAGUAUAAUUUUACUGUUACUGUCUCAUAUUUGCCAUAUCCAAAGUAAACGCGAGAGACAAAUACUAAAUACAUUAUAAUACUGUGAUACGAGAUACAUUGUUGUUGUUCAAACUAGGGAAAUGCUAUUUAAGCGACAUGGCCAGAAGCGCACUGCGUUUACUAUUUGUUAAAUUAGUCUGUACGCGACUUAGCGCGUAAACCUUUCUGUUGAACGUUUUGUAUCAUAUCUGGAAAACGCAAGCUUUCGAUCCGCGGAUUAACGUCUUAUUUUCUCGUUUCGCGGAACCAUGAGACCACGAUAGCAAAUUUAUCUUUACGCAUACAUACACAUGCAUACUGCUAAAAAGUACAGCGUGGAUGAACUCUCAGGACUUUGAAACAAAUUUGAGCGAAGUGCUUAACUUAACUGUUCACCUGUUCUUUGCGGCUGUUCGUUGUGGUAAUUCGUGGAUCGAAAGUUAUUAUCGCAAAUUCUACUUCGAUAGAUGGUGUUCUGAAAAGAGUAAUAUAAGUAAACUAUUCUUUAAACAAUCUAUACUCUAAUCUAUAUACUUCUAAUGAAAAUAAAGUCGAGCUAGUUAAUACAAAAAAAACUAAAGCCAAUUUUUACGGCAAAUUACAGAGCGACAAGAAUUAAAUUUUUUAUUAUUCAUUGUUAAAACAGUUUUAUUGAAUAAAUUUAAUAAAUAUUCAAGAGGGUUGAUCAGCGAUGAAUUAAAUUUCCUUAAAGAUAAAUGAAACCAGAAUACUCGAUAUUUAUUAAAAAGGAUACAGGAAAUUGAUAUAUCCUAAAAUUGAUAUUCCCUACGCAGGCAUCGUGCUUUAUAAAAGAGGUAAUACAGCGUUUUAUCGGCAUAAAUUAUUCUUAAGGAUUAUAAACUUCUCGAACAAAAAUUUAUACGUACAAUUACACACGUACACACAUACACACGGACACACAAGUCGCGGUUGCGCGUGCAUAACGCCUUACAAAGAUUUUUGUAUAAAUUAUAAUUUAGGCAGGUAAAAUGAGAUAUCUGUUUAGACUGGAUUAUUUCUAAUUAUACGCGACACAUUUCGACACGUGCAUUGCGCAUAUAGAAAUUAUUUAUAUACUCAUUGCACACAUUGGCGUCUAAAUUGUUCGAUGUUAGAUAAAAUUCUAGUGCAACAUUUUUUACGAGAAAAAUUUUCGAUUCAAGGAUAAAACUUUUUUUGAGAAAGGAAAUGUCUAGUUACUAAGUAACAGUUUAAGUAUAUAUACACAUAUAAAAUUAUAGCAUAUAUGUAUAUAUAUGCUACAAUCAUAUUAGUAGCUUAAUGUAUUCGCUGGCAUUAGAAAAUAGGCAUUAUAAGUAUCUAUAUGUACGGAAGUGUAUUGCGAGCGGAGAGAAUUCGUCUGAAUUCAUCUGGUCUGAAAGUCCUUUCCUACAAAUGUUCACACACAAUUGAAUUAUCAGUUUCGACAUAAACUGAAUUGUACAAUUGUCAAUUUUAUAUAAUUUUAUGUAUUUUAUGUAUAAUAGGUUUUUUUUAUUUACAUAGUGAGUACGAAAACUAUAAUACAAUAUCAUAAUAUUAAAUAUAGCUGUCAGAUAUUAAACUGUCUGAGAUCGUUCAGGAAUACUUGAGAAACGCUCUAGAAUCAGAAUCCUUUUCGCUUGCGAUGCGCACAGGUAUAUGUAUUCAUUAAUUAUUAUAUAAGAAUACGUCCGAGGUAUGAUGUAGAUUGGUAUAUGAAAGAGAGAAGGAAAGCUUUACGAAAUAAGUACAGCUAGGAUCUGGAGGGAACCACUUCUUUAUGCUGUCGUUUCACGGUUCAUUGAGUUCAGGAUGUGCUGUAUAGCUGAAAAAAAAGAAACAAGAAGGAAGAUACACAAUAUGUUGAAAGUGUUCAUGCUAGACGAAGAAAGGAAGGAAAUACCUACCGCAUAAGGAAAUAUGGAAAAUAAAAAUUCCACAUAUAGCUAGUUAAAUGGAGAGAGGAGGAUGUAACGGGAAAUCGAGAAAUUCGUAGGACGUUUGUGGCACCAAGUGCGACAUUACGGUUCUCGGUCGCGCUACAUUCUUGCACUUCACCAAGAGGGGACAAAAAAUUAGCUUCCUUGCCGAAAACGAUCCUCCGAAGUUCCGAAUUGACUAUUGCUUUCGACCAGGAAGCGCAAACGUAUUUAUUAUUAGUACUCAUUAGUAUUUGACGCGCCACUGGGUAUAUUGGAUUAUUAUUACUGCUUCAGAGCAAGUGUCAAUUAAUCCUGAAUCUGCAUAGGAUUAAGAGCUGCAAAAGUAUUGCGUUUAUUUAGUGACAUUUUUCAAUUUAUUAAAUCACCAGUGUUACUCGUGACAACAACAUAACAAAUUUGUGUUAAUUCCAUGUACCUUCAAUUGUCAAAUAAUUGUAAUUCAAAUAAUUGGGAACAAUAUCAAUAGCAUGCAAGUCUCUCUUCCUUGGAAAUAGAAUAAUUUCGCUCAUAUGUGAUUAACUAAUCGUUAAACAACUAUUAUUUUUCAUGUUUUGAACAUUUUUUGCUGUCUUUUUAGUCAUUAUCAUAUGCAGAUUUAUGAUUAAAUAUGCAUUACGAAAUGGCGCUAUGUCUCUUAAUAUUAUAUGCACACCUGAGACAAAACUUAUAAUUCCAUAAUUAGUACAUUGUCGCUUCAACGAUCUAAUAGAAACUAGAGAAAGUGCUCAAUGCCUGUUACUCGAAGUUUUCGAAGCAAAUGCCAAAAUACGAAAAAAGGAAAGAAAUAGAACACGAAGAACGGAACAAUUAUUUAAUCCUACAUGUACAAAAACCGCAAUGAAAUACCUCGUUACUUGUUCACAAUGUAAAAUAGUAAAAGCGAAUUGUACUAACUCUGCGAGUUACGGCAAAAAUUGUUCUGGUUCGUGAUUCACGCACUGAACGCCUAUCUGUUUUGGCCUUACUUUUUUACAUAUGGGAAAUCUGUAAAGGCGUAGUGUGAACCGAUUCAUAGACAAAUAAUACCGUUCACUUACUGCUGGCCGUUUGAUGGAUUUAUGUUUGCGGACAUCCGAGAGAAUUUUGAGAUUUUUAAAGAAUACCUUGUGAUUCCUCAUAAUGCACUGUGAUCCAAAAAUUAUUAACGCGAACGUUAGAUAAAAUUGAUAUUUUUGCGGCCAGUACUCAGUUCCUUCCCAUACUGUAAAAGGGAUUAAUAUUACAAGUAAUAAGAAACUUUGGAAAAUCUCUAUAAAAAUCUUAAAAUUCUCUUGAAUGUCUACAUAUUUAUAUACUAAUCGCAGCGCUUGAAAUUAUAUCGUUGCAGAUUGAUUUCUCAGCGCUUUCGUUAAGGAUAGUAUUAUUAUGUAGAUUAUACCCGAUAUUACUCGGUAAUUUAUGAUACAUAUAUAUCGGAAUUUACAGAAAUCGAACUAAGAAAAAUUAUCACGUAUAAAUUACAGAAAUCGAACUAAAAACAAUUAUCACGUAUAAAUUGUGGAAAAAGUUUCGACCCUGCAAUUAUUUGGUAUUUUUAUUUUUUAAUACGUUGAAAGAAACUAAGAAACCUUUGGCAAUAUGCAAGAAUCUGCAAACUUUCAAAUGUCACGAUAUUUUAUAUGUAUAUUUAUUAUAAUAGAAACAAGAAUAAUAAAGUUUAGCAAAACAUAAUGUCACAAAUAUCAAUUAUUACAAAUAAUUAAUCAAUCAUCACAAAUACAUCACAAGUAUCAAUAAUUAUCUCAAAAUUAUGUUUUUGUAAUAAAAUAUUGAAUGUGAUGAUUAUUUCUUGAAAUCAAAUUUUCAUCAGUGUAUCACAAAAUUGACUUCGAUAAAACAGAAAUAAUUAGAGACGAGCAACAUCUUUUUUCCUUGUAAAUUCUUUUCAAAUCUUUUCCAAAAUUGGGAAACUUUUCCAAUGUAAUUUUUCCCUUAUACAUACACAUAUAUGUGCAUAGAAAGUAUCGGUUGCAUUGAUUUCGAUAUUUUCAUGCCAAAAUAAAUUAAUGAAACAUUUAAGUCUCAACGAUUGAAUUAUUCUGUAUAAACCAAUACAAGAAAAAGUUCCACCGAAAAGCGAAUUGUAUUAUUAGUAUUAUCAUCAUCGUUAACAAUCAUAUUCCAACAUAUAAUAGGCAAAUAAAGAUAUUAUAAGAGACUUGAUUAUAUCUAACAAUUCUGUACUAUUUUUCUGUUACAGAACUGGAUCUUUAAAUAAACUUAGUAAAAUUCA